AUGCGCCUGCUGAACCUCUCCGGCUGGAGCAUCAAGCGCAUGCUCCGGCUCGAGGAGGCCCUGUUGCGACACGAGGGCGGCAACUGGUGCCUCGUCAACGCGCUGCCGGCGGGGAGCAAGACGCACCCGACGGCGCCGACGGUCGUCGUGGGCCUGAGCGGCAAGCCCGAGCUGCUGCUGGACGAGGCGAAGCUGCGCGCGGCGCCGUGGCCGGGCGUCGACGUCGUCCGGCGGUUCACGGGCGGCGGCACGGUCGUCGUCGGCGGCGGCACGGUCGUCGCGUCGCUCGUCGUGCGCAAGGACGACGCGCCCUGCGAGCCCUUCCCGCGGGACAUCAUGGCCUGGACCGAGGGCGUCUACGCGGACGCGUUCGGCUCCGUGCUCAAACCGGGCGCGGCGUUCUCGCUCCGGGCCGACGACUACGUCCUCGGCGGCGACCGCAAGGUCGGCGGCAACGCCCAGUGCAUCUCCAAGGACAAGUGGAUCCACCACACGUCCUUCCUCUGGGACUACGACCCGGAGCACAUGGCGUUUCUCGCGCUGCCGGCGAAGCGGCCCGAGUACCGCGGCGACCGCGACCACGGCGCGUUCCUGUCGCGCCUCCGCGACCACGUCGCCGACGAGCGGGACCGCGACGCGAACCGCGGCGCGGCCGUGCUCGGCCAGGGCCUCGCGGCCGCGCUCGCGCCCCACUUCGACGUCGAGGCGGCGACCGCGUCGAAGCCCGAGGGCAUGAUCGAGGCGCUCAAGGCCGAGGCGCGGCGCGACGCCGGCGGCUGGAAGCCCGUCGACUUCCCGCCGCCCUAG
Aureococcus anophagefferens is the source of this 807-nucleotide messenger RNA. RefSeq lists its product as hypothetical. The record is from RefSeq and is a predicted model, not a curated record. The coding region runs from base 1 to 807 and encodes 268 amino acids. Gene Ontology annotation, biological process: protein modification process. The transcript has a single exon. Gene Ontology annotation, cellular component: mitochondrion. NCBI's taxonomy places the organism in Eukaryota, Pelagophyceae, Pelagomonadales, Pelagomonadaceae.